This is a messenger RNA of Pogonomyrmex barbatus (red harvester ant), 4741 nucleotides long. RefSeq names its product calpain-D. Gene Ontology annotation, biological process: proteolysis. NCBI's taxonomy places the organism in Eukaryota, Metazoa, Arthropoda, Insecta, Hymenoptera, Formicidae. The record is from RefSeq and is a predicted model, not a curated record. Gene Ontology annotation, molecular function: calcium-dependent cysteine-type endopeptidase activity. Gene Ontology annotation, cellular component: cytoplasm.
CCGACGUUGCCGUUAUCGCCGUCGCUGUCACCAUCGACGUCGCCGUCGACGCCGUCGUGUCCGUGGUCGCGACAGUGGUGAUAUAGAGAGGCGCAGCGGGGGAGCCAUGACUACGCGUGGAGAAUGGGCUCGAUCGCGUCGGUGCUGCAGUGGCAUUGCUCGGAGUGCGCCCUGAUAAAUCCGACGGAGAGCGCGAGAUGCGCCAGGUGCGGGCUAACGCGGCUCAGGAGCGACGAGAGGGCCAACCUCGAUCGCAGGCAGGAUCGUGCCACGAUCGUAGCCGCGGAGCAUAGCGCACAUCAGGAGGGAGGCGGAAAAGCGGCGGUCGCAGCGCACGCGGAGGAUCGCGCGCGACGCUCAGCAAUAAGGCGCGAAGACGGUGAGUGUCCCACACGGGAAGAGAUCUCCUCCGGGGAAUCGACGCCGCCGACGCCGCCGCCGAGGACGGACAAAUUGCCGCGCAACCCGACGGAGACUCUAUUCGUCGAUCAGCACGACGAGUUCCGAUGUGCCGCUGUUCAAGGUUUUGAGAGACACUUGUCUGCAGCCGACGUUAGGAAGAAUUCACAUUGUGGUUCGUGGUGCGGUAACUCAACUGACAGGAAACCGUUGAAGCGUUUUUCAUCCUUACCUUCUUUAGUCAUACAGUGGACUUGCAUUCGAUGUUUAUUGGACAAUAAUUGCAGCUCAUUGAUUUGCGCGGCUUGCGAUGCCAGUGCGUCGAUAGCUCAGAACGACGGAAAGCAAAUUGGUGCGCGCAAAAGUAAAAAGAUUAAUCUACAUAAAGAGAAUCGUUUUAAGAUUACGUCUGGAUUUUUGGCCAACGUCCUAGAUGGAGAUGCAAACAAGAGUGGUAACAAUGAUACAAUUAUUAGUACAGGUAUGGCACAGUUGACGAGUAUAAGCCGAAGUGAUAGAGGAAGAGGGCACAAAGACUGGAUUUUGCCGUCAAUUGGAACAAUGGAGUCCACUACGCUUCCGUUCACCGAUAAUACCGAUACCUCUCAACGUUCUCCAAAACGACACAGUCCUUCUAUGUAUGAACGGGUCAAGUCCAAAGUCAGUCGUUCGCUAUCGAAUGGUUCUGUUGUUCAAAAAUUGUCAGAACAUGUGGUGCAACGACCCACGAGCCUAGUGGUACCAGAAGCGCGCCAGGACGAUGGCUUAUGGAGCUGCGACAAUUGCACGCUGAACAAUGCGCCCGGUUUAGAGCAAUGCGAGGCAUGCGACGCUCCUAGAAGCUCUGCGCCCUGCAGCGGAGUAGUUAUCAGCGUGCCGGCCUGGGUAUCGCGCGCGUUAUCGUCCGCCGGGCCUCUAUCUUACAGAAGGUCCUUCUCCGAUGCUGAUUCGGUCGCGAAUGUGACGCAGAAGAAGACUGUUAAUCGUAGGAGUUUAAAUGACGAGGAACCGCCCGCGGUGCCGCCGCAUUCCAUUGGAUUCAACUCGAGACCAAAGUAUUCCUACAUUGGGAUCACAGAUCCCGACAUACCACCGCCAUUGCCAAAACAAAGCAGUAAGUUAGGUUUGAUGCCGACGAAGGCACACAGCGAGGCGACCAGUCCGGUGGGCGAGGUGUCGAAUGUGAGUUCAUUGAAGCGCAUGUGGACCUGCAGAAAGUGUUCUUACGCAUAUAACCCGUUAUGGUCCAGCGGUUGCGAUAUUUGCGGUUCGUCCAGAUCGCCGCCCUCAUUAACGCAACCUAGUUUGAUAACCGUCACGAAGGAUACGAGUAGCUAUCCAUCGCACGCACAAUCCCCGAUCGUAGUAUCGAGAGACAGCGUUAGAUAUAUACCAUCGAAAGCCGUCACUUUAGCUACGGCAGAAUCUGAUCUGGACGAUCAGAUCGAUCCGCCUUCACCAGUAUGGACAUGCAAAAAGUGUACUCUAUUGAACGCUGCGUCGAGAACGACAUGCGAAGCUUGCUGCGGUUCAAAACUGAAAAGCAUCAUGCAUCUGGAAGAUGCCACUCUGCGUAAAGGCGAAAGCUGGGUAUGCCCGUCAUGCACAUUGAGAAAUCCGUUGUCGGCGCAAAACUGCAACGCCUGUAAAACGUUAGCGGACUUCCUGGAGAUCCCGAAAGACAAUAGAGCUCUUGGCCAACGGAGCCCAAGUCCGAGACUCUGUUCAACCCCGACGAAUUCCAAAGCGGUUACCCCGAGACAUAGAAAUUCUGUAAGAAGAAACGGUUCGUCAGCGGGUGAUAAAAGGCACUCGAGGACCAGAGAUCCAUCACACAUUCAAUGGCAAUGUAAACUGUGCACAUAUGAGAACAAGAGCACGACUGUUAUCUGUGAAAUGUGCCAAAGCUCGAAGUCAUUGUCCCAAGCGUCUGGAGAUAGAGGGAUACCUAGACUUCUCGAGUCGGGCACUAAUACUCUUAGGAUCCAACGGCAAGAGAGCGUGGUGAUGGAAAAUCUUAGACAAUUGGAGGAAAGAGAAGCACUGGAAAAAUGGGAACGCAUUGUACGAUAUUGCAAAGAGACAAAUGAGCCGUUCGUCGAUGAUUCGUUUCCGCCUGCUCCGAAAUCCCUGUACUAUAAUCCCGCGGAUACGAAAGAUAAUCACGUCGUUCAGUGGAGAAGGCCACACCAAAUUAAUGUGGAUUCGAGUGUUGAUUCUAAACUGCCUUGGGCUGUCUUUAGGACACCCCUACCUUCUGAUAUCUCGCAAGGUGUAUUAGGAAAUUGUUGGUUGCUAUCGGCAUUGGCUGUUUUGGCCGAGAGCGAUGAACUCGUAAGAAGAGUUUUGGUCAUGAAAGAAACAUGUCCCGAAGGUGCUUACCAAGUUAGACUGUGUAAAGAUGGAAAAUGGACGACGGUACUCGUCGAUGAUCUAUUACCCUGUGAUAAGAGAGGUCAUUUAGUGUACUCUCAGGCAAAAAGAAAACAACUUUGGGUGCCGCUAAUUGAGAAAGCAGUUGCUAAAAUACAUGGCUGUUACGAGGCCUUAGUAUCCGGCCGUGCUAUAGAAGGUCUAGCGACAUUAACUGGUGCCCCGUGUGAGAGCGUGCCUUUACAACCUUCAGCAUUGCCAAGCGAAGACGAACUCGAUAGGGACCUAAUAUGGGCACAACUUUUGUCCUCGAGGCAAGCUAUGUUUUUAAUGGGUGCUAGCUGUGGAGGCGGUAAUAUGAAGGUUGACGAAGAGGAAUAUCAGCGCAAAGGUUUAAGGCCAAGACAUGCAUAUUCUGUCCUUGAUGUUCGUGAUGUACAGGGAAUUCGGUUAUUACGAUUACGCAAUCCUUGGGGUCAUUAUAGUUGGAAAGGGGAUUGGUCGGAUGACAGCCCUAUAUGGACUCCGCAAUUACGAGAGAUGCUUAUGCCGCAUGGUGCUUCAGAUGGCGUGUUUUGGAUAUCUUUCGACGAUGUUUUAAAAUAUUUCGAUUGUAUUGACAUUUGCAAGACUAGAGUCGGAUGGAGCGAAGUGAGAUUGCGCGGCACUCUUCCUCCGUUGUCGUCUCUCAGACAUUUGUCGUGUGUUCUUCUGACAGUAUUAGAACCCACCGAAACAGAAUUUACAUUAUUCCAAGAAGGCCAAAGAAAUUCGGAAAAAUCGCAACGUUCUCAACUGGAUUUAUGCGUGGUGGUAUUUCGUACAAGAUCUCCGGCUGCUCCAGAAGUCGGUAGAUUAGUAGAACAUAGCAAGCGACAAGUACGCGGUUUUGUCGGCUGUCAUAAAAUGUUGGAGAGAGAUCUAUAUAUCGUCGUAUGUCUAGCCUUUAAUCACUGGCACACCGGAAUGGAAGAUACAUCUAGCUACCCGGAAUAUGUUCUCGCCAUUCAUAGCUCAAAGAGACUUCUCGUCGAGCAGAUAUCACCACCGGCUUUUGUCUUAGCUGAUGCUAUCAUAAGUCUAACAUUAGCUAAAGGACAACGACAUGAAGGUAGAGAAGGCAUGACCGCUUAUUACUUAACUAAAGGGUGGGCCGGUUUAGUAGUAAUGGUCGAAAAUCGUCACGUAAAUAAGUGGAUUCACGUAAAAUGCGACUGCCAUGAAAGCUAUAACGUCGUGUCCACGAGAGGACAACUCAGAACUGCCGAUAGUGUUCCUCCCCUUCACAGACAAGUCAUCAUAGUUCUAACGCAGUUGGAAGGUAGCGGAGGUUUCUCAAUAGCACAUCGACUUACGCACAGAUUAGCUAACAGUGGAAAUUUGCACGAUUGGGGACCGCCUGAUACACAACAUUGUCCUCAAAUUGAUACUCAGGUAGAAGGUUUGCACAGUCCUCGCUUAAUAACAUGAAGAAAGAAACACAAAAUGAACAAAGGUUGAAUGAAGAAAGAGUUGUCAAUUGCAACCUGCGGCAUUCUCGUACGCGUAAUGUUGAGAAAUUGAAAGAAACCAAAGCAAGAAACAUAGAAACAUUCAGCGCACUAUAAAACAUUCUGAAGACAUUACAAUAUUCUUUGUGCUUUCUAGCUGAUGAUAUUUCAUGGAUGCUCUUAGCAUUGCAACAUGCUCAGCAUUGUACAUAAUACAAUAAAUAACAAUUACGUACAAUGGUUCUAUACCCAGUGAAAAAGUACUUUCUUUCGAGUAAAUAGUGAGUCAUGCAUUUCACAUGCGCUAACGAGAGAAAGGACGAACUUAAAAUAGAAAAAAAAAAAAGUAAAAUAAAACUUACAUGCAAAUUAAGUGUUUCUGCUGGAACCAUUGAGCCCCAUAAAAAAGACUUAUGGAAAAUUGAAUAUUUAUGAAGAAACGAGUUGAACAUUUUGCUUGUUAUAUAAACGAAAAAAAA